GGGUAUUAUACACGACUGAAAGAACUCUGGGAAGAACAAUCAUUUCUGGUUCCAAUCCCUUCCUGCAAAUGUGAUACUUCCAAGAUUUACUCUGAGGUAAUGCAACAGCAGAAGCUAUUACAAUUCCUCAUGGGCCUUAACGAUACUUAUGCUCAGGCGCGAAGUCAAAUCCUCUUGAUGAGCCCUCUACCGAUGGUGAAUCAAGCGUAUGCCAUGAUCUCUGAAGAUGAGGCUCAGAAAACCAUUACUGGUUCUACAAUGCAUGGACCAAUUGACGGGAUAGCAAUGGUGGCACAAAGCAGAGGACGUGGCAGAGGUAGGGGGAGGGGUGGAACCAUACUGGAAUGUUCUCAUUGCCACAAGAAGGGGCAUGUAAAAGAACAUUGUUAUCAGAUAAUAGGCUACCCUUCAGAUUUUAAAGGGAAUAGAGCUAAAACAAACAAGACAGGGGCGGCCAAUCAAGCAGGAUUAAAUGCCAAAGGUGAAGGGGAUUCUGAAGCCCAUUCAGCAAAUACUGUGAUAACCUCCUUGACACCAGAGCAGUAUGAACGCCUCCUGGAAUUAUUGAAGCAAGAUUCAGAGACAGCAGUCCAUGCCUUAACUGGUACAGAUGCACAACAGGAAACCAGGAGCAGUAACGAAGCUUCAGCAAGACCUGUUCGAGAGAGAAGAGCUCCAGUUUGGGCUAAGGACUACAUAUGCAACUUGGUGGCUGAUCAACAAGAUGGAUCAGCUGCUAGGAAGCAGAAGUGCAAGUACCCUAUAGAGAGUUACAUCAGCUAUGGUAAUAUUUCUCCUAACUAUAUGUGUUAUCUUUGUACUAUUGACUCUGUCUCAGAACCUUACUCAUAUAAUGAAGCUGUAAAGAAUUCAGAUUGGGUAAAGGCUAUGAAGUGUGAGAUAGAUACUCUUGAAAAUAAUAGGACUUGGGAUAUAGUGCAUCUACCUAAAGGAAAGAAAGCUAUAGGGUGCAAAUGGGUAUUUAAAAUGAAGUACAGACCAGAUGGGAGCAUAGACAAAUAUAAGGCUAGGUUGGUAGCUAAAGGAUAUACUCAAAGGGAGGGGAUUGACUACCAUGAGACUUUCUCCCCGGUUGUUAAGAUGGUAACCGUUAGAGUUAUUCUUAAAAUUGCUGCUGUAAAUAAAUGGAAUGCUUACCAUAUAGAUGUGAAUAAUGCAUUCUUGCAGGGAGACUUGAAGGAAGAAGUUUACAUGUCCUUGCCCCAGGGCUUUGAGAACAAGGGGGAGAACAUGGUGUGCAGGCUAAGAAAGUCUUUAUAUGGGCUUAAACAAGCCUCUAGGCAGUGGAACUGCAAACUAACUUCUGCUUUACAUGAUGCUGGUUAUUUUCAAAGCAAACAUGAUUAUUCAAUGUUUACUAAGCAACAUGUUGAUGGUCUUGUCUUAAUAUUAGUCUAUGUUGAUGACUUGCUGAUCACUGGAAACUCGAACAGGGAAUAA
Neltuma alba is the source of this 1461-nucleotide messenger RNA. RefSeq lists its product as uncharacterized. NCBI's taxonomy places the organism in Eukaryota, Viridiplantae, Streptophyta, Magnoliopsida, Fabales, Fabaceae. Bases 100 to 1461 code for a protein of 453 amino acids. The record is from RefSeq and is a predicted model, not a curated record. The transcript has 2 exons.